Messenger RNA from Tetrapisispora phaffii CBS 4417, 1995 nucleotides. RefSeq names its product SUMO-targeted ubiquitin ligase complex subunit SLX5 (gene SLX5). Gene Ontology annotation, molecular function: ubiquitin-protein transferase activity. The record is from RefSeq and is a predicted model, not a curated record. NCBI's taxonomy places the organism in Eukaryota, Fungi, Ascomycota, Saccharomycetes, Saccharomycetales, Saccharomycetaceae. The transcript has a single exon. The coding region runs from base 1 to 1995 and encodes 664 amino acids. Gene Ontology annotation, cellular component: SUMO-targeted ubiquitin ligase complex.
AUGCAUGUAACUAAUGGUGAGAUGCUACGACCUGCAGAUGAUUUCGUAACUAUUGUCAGCGAUUUUGAACAUGAACCUCGGAUCCAAAGUGUCAACAAUAAUGAUAAUCAAGUGACUUCAACUGCAGGUAGUUCAAAGUCGACAAUAAUAGAACAUAGUAAUGAUGAUCAUCAUGACGAUAAUGAUGAUGAUGAAAUUGGUAUUAUUAGUGAACGUGUAAAUUUUGAUACUGCUAAUAAUGAUAAUAUGGAUGAUCUGUCGGUGAUAAAUGAAAGGGAGGUUGUAGAUUUAGAUAGAGAACCUGAAAUUACAUCAGUUGCUAACAAUACAAAUGAUGAUGAUUUGAUGAUUGUAGGUGAACAGGUUAUUGAAAACCCUCAUAUAUUAUUAAAUUUACCUGGUGGUAGGACCUUUGAACUAAGUACUACUACUAAUGAUUUGCCGUUUAGGAGUUCAUUUGAAAUGCUACAGAAUUUAGGAAGAAAUAUCAAUCUUGCGGGACAGGAUUAUAUGAAUUUGACGGAUUCAACAAGUCCCAUAAGAAUAGUACCUAGUGUGAACACUCCAGAAACUGAAGGUAUCUUAAAUAAUACAAGGACUAAUCAAAAUAUUUCAGGAAGAUUGAGUAGACAACCCAGAAUGCCAUCAAGGAGAGAAAUCAGAGCAAGAAACAUACGAAAUCUUAGAAUAACACGACAAAGAAACAGGCUUAAUAGAUUUGAAGCUCAGAGAAGAGAAAGAAAAAAAGCAUUCAGAAUAAACCAUCGUAGAUUCAUAUUUAGGCCUGAAUUUUUGAGAUAUUAUCCUGAUGAAAUCAAACCGUUAUUUUAUCAAUCUCCUGAUAUUGAUACCUUUUUCAAUCAAGCAAACAUCAUAAUUGAUAGAUAUCAUUUUGACAAACAAAUUUUGAAAGACAUUUUCAUUGAGUUUAGGUAUGGUUUGGACCAUGGCCUCUUUGAUUUACCUGGUUUAGUCACAGGCUAUUCUGAUGAAGGAUUUAUUAGAUUAUGGUAUGACUUUAAUUACGAUGAUCUUAACGAUUUUGAAAUUCAUUCCAAUUCAUUGAAUAUGUUAGAAAUGUUUGUUAAUGAAGAACACUUGGAAACUAACACAAAUAGAGUUAGACCAUAUGAUGCUGAUUACCAAUUUCCGAAUAGAAAUAACGGACUUUAUGAUAGAGCUAUAACGACAUCUAUUAGCUCAGACUCUUACCCAAGUGCAAUGCAGGGCCUGUUUGUAAAUAGUAAUGACUUUGGAUAUGCACAAGCUGGAGAACAGGAAACACAAGAUUUAAUUGCAAUGAUUCAAGAAAGAGAAGAAAGAGAACACGAUAUUAGAACACGUAAAUUUACAAAGAAGAAUGAAAAACUUCAGCAGUUAAUAAGGGAAAAAGCUAAAACUAUUCCAGAAGGUUAUAGUUCAUCAUUUAGUACUGAAGUUCCUGUUAAAUUGAUUGAUAAACAGGAUAAAAAUGGUAAUAAUGUUAUAAUGCUUGAAGAACAACAGGUAGAAGUUGAUGAUGAGUUUGGUAAUAAAAAAAAUGAAUCAGUCAUUGAAGUACCCGUGUGUUGCCUGUGUGGAGUAGAACUUGGUAUUGGAAUACCAGAAACUUUUGCUGGAAUCAGUGCAGAAGAUAAAAAAUUGGAGUGUUUUAAAGACAUUGCUACAAAAUAUGGGUUUAGUUGCCCUUAUCAAACAAUGGUAAGACCUACAGAGCUGGACAGAGAUUUAUCAAGAAGAACCUUUAUAUCAAAUUGUGGACAUGCAUUCUGUGGGAGAUGCUAUAAUAGGAUUCAUUUGGCUAAAGCAGAAACUAAAAAAAAUAACGGUAGAGAUAUAACUAAUAAACUAACAAGGCUUUCGCAAAGCAACAGAAUUUCGCCAGUAAUCCUUGGAAGCUUAAAUCCUGAUAAUUAUGGACCUAAAAUUUGUCCUGGAUCUGAUUGUAAAUAUCAAAUUAGAGCGAGGACAAAAAUGAGAGAAGCAUACUUCUAA